AUGGAACAAAUUAUUGAAGAAAAGCAAUGCUUGGGAGCUGAAGUUUUUGUUAGAUUAUUCCUGGAUGAGAUAUCUCAGAUUUUGAAGAUGUUGGACCUCAAACACAUACUCUUCUUAUCAGCUCUGUUUUUGAUGACUUGUUUUGAGGAGGGAUGGAUAUGCUCUGCAGCUAGACUGGCUCAAGAUGAAGUGGAUGCUCUCAGUGAAAUCAUGACCAAAAUGGGAUCUACUUUCUGGAAGUUCAACCCAGAAUCAUGCAAGGUGGAAAUGGUGGGUGUAACACUGGAGAUGCCAGAGAAAUCCAAGGCCAACGUUUCUUGUAAUUGUGAAUACGCGAACAAUACUCUAUGCCACGUUCAAAGAAUGUAUGCUUCCUAUUUUCUCUCUCUCAAAAUAUGUACAUACUAA
Molecule: messenger RNA, 408 nt
Organism: Ilex paraguariensis (yerba mate)
Lineage: Eukaryota; Viridiplantae; Streptophyta; Magnoliopsida; Aquifoliales; Aquifoliaceae
Source: the annotation of a GenBank genome assembly